AUGUACCCCGGAAGUGGUGCACCAGGAAGCGUUCCUCGUCGAGUGAACCCAAACCCAGUGAAUGUGGGUGUCGGCGGCGGCGGGGUUCCGAACGGCCCGCAGUCGGUCGGUGGCGUCGGGUCAUUGGGUCGCGGGGAUUUGAGACACAGCGACAUGCGCGACAUUCGCGGGAACAUCCCGAUUUCCUCGAUGGGUAUGGGCAACAACCCCAACGUAGGAGUUCAAAACGCGGGCCCCCAGCAAAUGUCGGGAGGCGGUGCGUCGCGCGUCGUGGAGAUGCUGGAGAGCGCGAAGAACGAGUUUGAAAGCGUGCUCCAGCAGCUGAACAUCAGCAAGAUCGAAAACAUGGAAUUGGAACGCAAGAUCACGGCGCAGGUGGCAGAGAUGGAUCAAAUCCAGCAAACCAUCAAGGCGUUGGAGCAGAACCAGCGCCGUAUUCGUCAGCAGUACGACGACGACAUCCUUCGGUUGCGUCGGCAGUUGGAAGGCGGCAAGAUGAUGCCGCCGACGCAGCAGCAGAAGCGGCCCCGCGACGACCCGAACGGCCAGCAGUCGAUGCCGCCGCUUCAAGUAAACACGGGGGGGCCUCCCAUGCUUCCGUCUCGAGGCCCGCGCGGCACGAGUCCAGUGCGUGUGGCUCCUGCGCCUCAGAUGGGCCGGCCUUCCGGCUUGGACGACCGUGACCGCCCUCGCUCGAUGCAACAACAGCACCCUGGUCCGUCGGACCGCAGCCAAGAGCGCCCCAUGCAGCCGCAGUCGUUGGCGCCAUUGGAAGGGUCACUGCAUACGCCGACGGGUCGCCGUGGUCCCAUCCCUGGGUUGUCCUCGCGCAACAACGAUCUGGACGGCCGGUCGGGUGACGACCUUCGAGACCGUCAGCAACUGACGGACCGAGACAACCUUGGCCACUCGAAGAGCGAGAGCCGGCGCAUGCAGAUGCCAGGCCCCCCUGGUCCUGCCAGCAGCAACAACAACAACAUGGGAGGCGAAGGGUCGGCAAACUCGUCGCCAGUGCUCAAGAAGAGCAAGUCCGCCAACAGCUCGGAGGGCAAGUCGUCGAAGAGCGGCCCCUCGAACGGUGGACUGUCGUCCAACCAACCGAGCCAUGUGUUGUCUGGAGGUGUCUUGUCGUCUGGGUCGGCCCAAGGACUGCCGCUGCCAUCGACUUCGCACAAGAUGCAUCAUUUGAGCAAAAUCAACUCGUCGGACAACGGUCCUGAUGCUUCGUCGUCGUCGAACAACAAUGGACCAACUACGCCCCCAGGCUCGUCGACUAGCGCCCCAUCGACGGGUGCGUCGACUCCGAACUUCAACAACGCGGCUGCCGCCAAGCAAAGCAAGGUCAAGUGGGCGUUGAAUUACACCAACUCCAACAAAGGUACGGGGGUUGCGGACACGGAGCGUCCCCAUGUCGAGAUGUUCCACACGUUGGACCACCAGAGCGUGGUAUGCUGCGUGCGGUUCUCGGCGGACGGGACAAAGUUGGCGUCUGGGUGCCACAAGACGGCCCAAGUUUUCGACGUGCAGACUGGAGCUCGUACGUUCUGGGUCCAACGGCCGGCCAUCAAGGAAGGCGCGGCGCAGGCAAACGAGGCCGAGGACGCGUACGUCCGUGCGGUGUGCUUUUCUCCGGACGGUACGAAGUUGGUGGCUGGCAUGCCCCAGAACACCAUUCGCAUUUGGGACAUGGCGUCGAACGAAGAGGCGCCACCGCUCAUCGGCCACGAGGCGGAGAUUUACUCGUUGGAUUACGUGGGCAACCACAUCGUAUCUGGGUCGGGGGAUCGAAAGGUGCGACUCUGGGACGCGCGUACGGGUCAGUGCCAAGCCAUUUUCGGCAACGAAAGCGGCGGACCGUCGGACGGCGUGACGAACGUGGCGCUGUCUCCCGACGGCCGUCUGUUGGCGGCUGCGUCUUUAGACAAGGUCGUGCGCAUCUGGGACACCCAAACCACGCAGCUGAUGGACCGGUGGAUCAUGAGUGGCUCAAAGGACCGGUCUGUGAUCUUUUGGGACCACCGAACGUCACGAUCGGUGUUAAGCGUCACUGGUUAUCGCAACUCGGUGAUCAACGUCCACUCGUCGCCGACGUCGCCGUACUUUGCCACGGGAAGCGGGGAUGCUUUUGCAUGCAUUUGGAAGUACCAGUAUCAAAGCAACAUCGCAUUCAACAUCAUGUACCCCGGAAGUGGUGCACCAGGAAGCGUUCCUCGUCGAGUGAACCCAAACCCAGUGAAUGUGGGUGUCGGCGGCGGCGGGGUUCCGAACGGCCCGCAGUCGGUCGGUGGCGUCGGGUCAUUGGGUCGCGGGGAUUUGAGACACAGCGACAUGCGCGACAUUCGCGGGAACAUCCCGAUUUCCUCGAUGGGUAUGGGCAACAACCCCAACGUAGGAGUUCAAAACGCGGGCCCCCAGCAAAUGUCGGGAGGCGGUGCGUCGCGCGUCGUGGAGAUGCUGGAGAGCGCGAAGAACGAGUUUGAAAGCGUGCUCCAGCAGCUGAACAUCAGCAAGAUCGAAAACAUGGAAUUGGAACGCAAGAUCACGGCGCAGGUGGCAGAGAUGGAUCAAAUCCAGCAAACCAUCAAGGCGUUGGAGCAGAACCAGCGCCGUAUUCGUCAGCAGUACGACGACGACAUCCUUCGGUUGCGUCGGCAGUUGGAAGGCGGCAAGAUGAUGCCGCCGACGCAGCAGCAGAAGCGGCCCCGCGACGACCCGAACGGCCAGCAGUCGAUGCCGCCGCUUCAAGUAAACACGGGGGGGCCUCCCAUGCUUCCGUCUCGAGGCCCGCGCGGCACGAGUCCAGUGCGUGUGGCUCCUGCGCCUCAGAUGGGCCGGCCUUCCGGCUUGGACGACCGUGACCGCCCUCGCUCGAUGCAACAACAGCACCCUGGUCCGUCGGACCGCAGCCAAGAGCGCCCCAUGCAGCCGCAGUCGUUGGCGCCAUUGGAAGGGUCACUGCAUACGCCGACGGGUCGCCGUGGUCCCAUCCCUGGGUUGUCCUCGCGCAACAACGAUCUGGACGGCCGGUCGGGUGACGACCUUCGAGACCGUCAGCAACUGACGGACCGAGACAACCUUGGCCACUCGAAGAGCGAGAGCCGGCGCAUGCAGAUGCCAGGCCCCCCUGGUCCUGCCAGCAGCAACAACAACAACAUGGGAGGCGAAGGGUCGGCAAACUCGUCGCCAGUGCUCAAGAAGAGCAAGUCCGCCAACAGCUCGGAGGGCAAGUCGUCGAAGAGCGGCCCCUCGAACGGUGGACUGUCGUCCAACCAACCGAGCCAUGUGUUGUCUGGAGGUGUCUUGUCGUCUGGGUCGGCCCAAGGACUGCCGCUGCCAUCGACUUCGCACAAGAUGCAUCAUUUGAGCAAAAUCAACUCGUCGGACAACGGUCCUGAUGCUUCGUCGUCGUCGAACAACAAUGGACCAACUACGCCCCCAGGCUCGUCGACUAGCGCCCCAUCGACGGGUGCGUCGACUCCGAACUUCAACAACGCGGCUGCCGCCAAGCAAAGCAAGGUCAAGUGGGCGUUGAAUUACACCAACUCCAACAAAGGUACGGGGGUUGCGGACACGGAGCGUCCCCAUGUCGAGAUGUUCCACACGUUGGACCACCAGAGCGUGGUAUGCUGCGUGCGGUUCUCGGCGGACGGGACAAAGUUGGCGUCUGGGUGCCACAAGACGGCCCAAGUUUUCGACGUGCAGACUGGAGCUCGUACGUUCUGGGUCCAACGGCCGGCCAUCAAGGAAGGCGCGGCGCAGGCAAACGAGGCCGAGGACGCGUACGUCCGUGCGGUGUGCUUUUCUCCGGACGGUACGAAGUUGGUGGCUGGCAUGCCCCAGAACACCAUUCGCAUUUGGGACAUGGCGUCGAACGAAGAGGCGCCACCGCUCAUCGGCCACGAGGCGGAGAUUUACUCGUUGGAUUACGUGGGCAACCACAUCGUAUCUGGGUCGGGGGAUCGAAAGGUGCGACUCUGGGACGCGCGUACGGGUCAGUGCCAAGCCAUUUUCGGCAACGAAAGCGGCGGACCGUCGGACGGCGUGACGAACGUGGCGCUGUCUCCCGACGGCCGUCUGUUGGCGGCUGCGUCUUUAGACAAGGUCGUGCGCAUCUGGGACACCCAAACCACGCAGCUGAUGGACCGGUUGGAAGCCCACACGGAUUCUGUGUACGCGUUGGCGUUUUCUCCUGACGGCAAGAACAUCAUCUCUGGCUCCUUGGACAAGAACAUCAUGUUGUGGGAUGUAUCUGCAUCUGGCCGCACUACGACUCGUCCUCGCAUGUUAUUUCAAGGCCACAAGGACUUCGUGUUGUCUGUCGCGUACACUCCUGAUGGACGGUGGAUCAUGAGUGGCUCAAAGGACCGGUCUGUGAUCUUUUGGGACCACCGCACGUCGCGGCCAGUGUUGACUGUAGGCGGCUAUCGCAACUCGGUGAUCAACGUCCACUCGUCGCCGACGUCGCCGUACUUUGCCACGGGAAGCGGUGAUUGCUUUGCCUGUAUCUGGAAGUAUCAGUGCCAAACCAUUUAA
Messenger RNA from Aphanomyces astaci, 4533 nucleotides. RefSeq lists its product as hypothetical. The transcript is spliced from 4 exons. Lineage: Eukaryota; Oomycota; Saprolegniomycetes; Saprolegniales; Verrucalvaceae. Bases 1 to 4533 code for a protein of 1510 amino acids. Gene Ontology annotation, molecular function: protein binding. The record is from RefSeq and is a predicted model, not a curated record.